Messenger RNA from Coprinopsis cinerea okayama7#130, 177 nucleotides. RefSeq lists its product as hypothetical. The transcript is spliced from 2 exons. The record is from RefSeq and is a predicted model, not a curated record. NCBI's taxonomy places the organism in Eukaryota, Fungi, Basidiomycota, Agaricomycetes, Agaricales, Psathyrellaceae. Bases 1 to 177 code for a protein of 58 amino acids.
AUGAACCGUCACCGGAAACAGCACCCCGACUGGGAGCAGAUGCUGGCUGCUGACGACGCUUUCCGCUCUUCUGUAGCUAUCACGAUCGAAGAAGAAGAGAAGUUAGGAGUUCCCGAAGGGUAUCAAGGCCGUGUCGCAAACCGCAUGGCCGAAUAUGAUGCUCGCAGAGGAUUUUAG